This is a messenger RNA of Aptenodytes forsteri (emperor penguin), 2293 nucleotides long. RefSeq names its product Rho GTPase activating protein 1 (gene ARHGAP1). Gene Ontology annotation, cellular component: cytoplasm. The record is from RefSeq and is a predicted model, not a curated record. Gene Ontology annotation, biological process: negative regulation of endocytic recycling; small GTPase-mediated signal transduction. The transcript has 13 exons. NCBI's taxonomy places the organism in Eukaryota, Metazoa, Chordata, Aves, Sphenisciformes, Spheniscidae. Bases 265 to 1578 code for a protein of 437 amino acids. Gene Ontology annotation, molecular function: GTPase activator activity.
GGCAGCUCUCGCGGCCUUCACUGGAGGGCAGGGAAUAAUUUUGCUUGGGUCUCUGCUUGGCUGCAGUGGUCAGACCCUGUGUGUUUGCUAUGCUCUCUUGGUGAUCUGCUGCCCAUAUAUGUCUUGCUCUUUCAUAUUUUGGGAAAGUUCCUUCAUUUGCUUAGCAAUAGCUCCCAGCCCUUUGGGAGCCCCAGAGAGGUGAAAACUGGUUGUAAACUGUCCUCAUUCUAGACGCUGCAAAAUAAACUGCGGUAUUUGGGGACCAUGGCUACAGACCCACUCUCGGAGCUUCAGGAUGACCUGAACUUGGAUGAUACCAACCAGUCCCUCAGCCAGCUCAAACUGGCCUCCAUAGAUGAUAAGAGCUGGCCAGCAGAUGAAGCCCCUGCUUUUCCCAAAUCAGAGGACUCCAAAGGCUCCCCUGAGCCCAUCACUCACCUGCGGUGGGAUGAUCCCUACUAUGAUAUCGCCAGGCACCACAUUGUGGAAGUAGCAGGUGAUGACAAAUACGGAAGGAAAGUAAUUUUGUUCAGUGCCUGCCGGAUGCCCCCAAGUCAUCAACUUGAUCACAUGAAACUGCUGGGGUACCUGAAAUUCACGCUGGACCAGUAUGUGGAGAGUGAUUACACACUGGUGUACCUGCACCAUGGCCUGACCAGUGAGAACAAGCCAUCCCUGAGCUGGCUGCGGGAUGCCUACAGGGAAUUUGAUCGCAAGUACAAGAAGAACAUCAAAGCCUUGUAUAUUGUGCACCCAACCAUGUUCAUCAAGACCCUGCUGAUUCUCUUCAAGCCUCUGAUCAGCUUUAAGUUUGGACGAAAGAUUUUUUAUGUGAACUUCCUUAGUGAGCUGGAAGAGUAUGUGAAGCUGGAACAGUUGGGGAUCCCAAGCCAAGUGCUGAAAUAUGAUGAAUAUCUGAGAUCCCUGCAGAAACCUUCACAAGUGCCCCAGAAGCCAACACCCCCACGCCCACCACUGCCAAACCAGCAGUUUGGAGUCUCGCUCCAGCAUCUCAGGGAGAAGAGCCCUGAUCAGUCUCCUGUUCCUCUGGUGGUCAGAGACACCAUUGCUCAUUUGCAGGAGCAUGCUCUUGCUACAGAGGGUAUUUUCCGGAGAUCAGCAAAUACACAGGUUGUCAGGGAGGUCCAGCAAAAAUACAACAUGGGUGUGCCUGUAGAUUUCCAGCAGUAUGAAGAUGUCCACCUCCCUGCUGUGAUUCUCAAGACCUUCUUAAGGGAGCUACCUGAGCCCCUCCUCACUUUUGACCUCUACAGCCAUGUUGUCAGCUUCCAGAGUGUGGAGGAGGAGAAUCGUGUGGAUGUUGUUCGCAAAACACUCCAGACUCUGCCAGAAGAAAACUACCAAGUGCUCCAUUUACUGACAGCCUUUCUGGUGCAGGUCUCUGCUCACAGUGACAGGAACAAGAUGACAAACACCAACCUGGCAGUUGUGUUUGGCCCAAAUCUGCUGUGGGCCAAAGAUGUAGCCAUCACCCUAAAAGCCAUCAACCCCAUCAAUACCUUUACCAAGUUCCUGCUGGACCACCAGAAGGAGCUCUUUGAGGAUGUGGAGGCCUGAAUCCAGGCCAGUCCACACCAGCACACUGUGCCCACCUUCCCACCUUUUUUCCCACCUUGUCUUGGAGCUGUGACCAAGCUGUCUCCAGUGCAAAGGGACCAUUGAUCCUCUGGGUGAUGAGCAGAGCGAGGGCUGUGGAGAUGGUGGAGAAAGUGUGUAAGUAAGUGAGCAGGAGACCUGCUGCUCCAGAUGGGGGGGAGCUGGUCUCCCAGCUGCUGAGAGUGGAGUCCUAACCCACCUGCCAGUCUGUGCAGCUCCUCCAGGGCUCAUCACCAGUCUGCUGCCCUAUCAGAUGCCCUGCCUUCCUUUCCUCCUUCCCUCACAUGCAGUUUUUCUGCCCUCCUGGUCCCUUCCUCAGCAAAGAUCUUUUUUGUUUAAGCUCCCAAUAGCCCCAGCUCACCCCCCUUGCCUCAGCUGGCUUGUCUGGGCUAGGGCAGGCUUGGCUGGGUUUUGUGGCAGAGGUGUUCUUGCUGCGAGUGCCAUCUCUCAGCACUGAACGUGCAUCCUGCCUUUCCCCAGAGGCACCUAAAGCAGAGAAGGGAGCCAGGCAGCCCUUGUGCUUCAGGUAGCAGCAUGUCCUGCACUUGCAAACACCACUCUAGACCCCAUGCUUUUGGCAGGUAAGUGAAGGACAGGCUCACAGCACGUGGGCUGUAUUACCUGUCAGACUCCAAUACAAGGAAGCUGAAUUUAGCCCAAACCCCUCUGGGGUCAC